GAACAUCACCAGGAUGUUGUUUUUUUCCACCCUGCGUGUCAUAGCUGUUAAUCGCAUAGAUUUCGUUUCCACACGCUGAAGUAGUGGUAGUAUAACCUUGUUUGCAAAGCUUUAAUAGUCGACACAACUUCGGACAGCAACAUGCAAGCAGCUAUGGAAAUAUCGGCAAAGUACUGUUAUAAAGAACUGGAGACAUAUGGGUCGUGCGUUGCCUCAAAUCCCACAUCAUGGCAACACAAGUGCCAUGACCUAAAGACGAAGGUUUCGCAAUGUACAUCGUCGCAUCCGGUGAUCCAGAAGAUCAAGGAAGACUGUUCAACAGAAUUCGGGAAAUUUGAGCAGUGUCUGAAAGAAAACCAGAGCACACCUACCACCUGUGCAGCCCACGUGACCCGCUUUCUGGGCUGUGCAGACUCUGUUGACCUCAGCACCGUGGCAUCCGAUUCAGCUCCUGAGUGAUCGUAGGAUUCAGCAACUUCCAUCGUCGGAUAAAACCCCUGGCUAUCAGCAGCAUACACAAGCUGGAUUUGGAUGCGUCAACUGUGUAAUUGUGUAUAUAUAGAGUGUUAAAUAUAUAUUCAUUUCACUGUGACCUACUGAUAUCAACUGUAAAAAGUAACAAUGCUCCAACACUGUAAAUUAUAGCCUUCGAGUGGGUCCCGUAAUAAGGGUCCUUAUCUGAAUACAAUUUAUAUUUGUCUUUGAAUUAAAAAAAAAAAGAGUCAGGUUUGCAAUGUUUCAAAUUUUCCAAUUUUACUAAACUGAUAUUAGGUUUCUAUUACUCAUUUGGAACUAUAA
Fundulus heteroclitus (mummichog) is the source of this 798-nucleotide messenger RNA. Its product is annotated as coiled-coil-helix-coiled-coil-helix domain-containing protein 5. The coding region runs from base 142 to 459 and encodes 105 amino acids. The transcript is spliced from 4 exons. The record is from RefSeq and is a predicted model, not a curated record. Lineage: Eukaryota; Metazoa; Chordata; Actinopteri; Cyprinodontiformes; Fundulidae.